CCAGUGAGAGGUAGGUGUGUGUUAGUGCCACACUGUUUGGGCCUGAGCAGAAGCCAAUAACAGAUAAAGACACACUUCCUCCCUGGAUUAUUCCUCUCGGAGUCUGAGCUGAAGAGCCAAUAUGAAGAAGCUCAGCUUUCCUUUGCUUGUGCUGCUGUGCCUCAGCGUGGCUUUGGACUACACCGUUCAGCUAGACAACAGUGCCUUCCUCAUCUACAACGAGUCUCACAACAAGUGUGUGAAGGUGGUGAGCCCCAACAUCGCUCAGGUUGCAGACUGUGACCCGUCCUCUGAUGCUCAGCGGUUCCGCUGGAUCUCCUCUUCUCGGAUCCUGAGCGUCUCCCACAAGCUCUGCCUGGGCGCUCAGGACCUGAAAGAAUGGGUGAGGGUUAUGCUGCUGCCGUGUAACGAGCUCAGCCCCAUGCAGACGUGGGAGUGCAAGAACGAGACCCUGUUCGGGCUUAAGACUCAGAACUUGCAUUUUAACUAUGGAAAUCGCCACGAGCCCAACAUCCUGCUGUACGCGGGGACGGGGAGCUGGAGCCGCUGGCAGGUGUACGGGACCAAGGACAAUCUGUGCUCUCGAGGAUACCAAGAGAUAUUUACCAUCGGUGGCAAUGCUUUUGGCAGCCCCUGCCAGUUUCCCUUCAUGUUUGGAGAUAAGUGGUAUGCUGAGUGCACCCUCGAAGGUCGGUCUGACGGCCAGCCCUGGUGCGCCACAGAGACGGACUACAAAAAGAGCAAGAAAUGGGGCUUCUGUCCCACACAAUCAACAUCAGGUUGGGACAGUGAUCCAAUAACUGGUGUGGUGUACCAGAGGAACACUCAGUCAGUACUGACCUGGCAUCAGGCCCGUAAGAGCUGCCAACAGCAAGGUGCCGAUCUACUCAGUAUUGUGGAGCUACAUGAGCAAACAUACAUAUCAGGUUUGACUAAUAUACUUGGCUCUGCUUUGUGGAUUGGACUGAAUAGUCUAGACUUUGAAAGUGGCUGGCAGUGGAGCAACGGAAACCCGUUCAGAUAUCUGAACUGGGCUCCUGGCCACCCUUCACUGGAGCCUGGCCUGAACUGUGUGGCACUGAAUGCUGGGAAGGCGUCUAAAUGGGAGAGCAUGGCCUGCAAUAAGAAACUGGGCUACAUUUGCCGAAAGGGAAACUCCACAUCUACCAUUACGCCUUCUGGGGUUAAUGAUCAGCCCAGUUUCUGCCCCACCACAUGGGUGCCGUAUUCAGGCCACUGCUACUCUAUCCGCCGCAAUAAGAUGAUGUGGAGAGAUGCUUUGUCAGCCUGUCAUAAAGAUGGAGCAGAACUUGCCAGCAUUCACAACAUAGAGGAGCACAGCUUUAUCAUCUCACAGAGUGGCUACACACCCACUGAUGAAAUAUGGAUAGGUCUGAAUGACCAGAAGACUCAGAAUUUGUUUGAGUGGUCUGACAGAACCCAUGUGACCUUUGCUAAGUGGUUGGUAGGAGAACCUUCACAUGCCACUAACCUCAGAGAGGACUGUGUUCUCAUGAAAGGAAAGGAUGGAAAGUGGGCAGACCACAUGUGUGAGAAGGAGCAUGACUUCAUCUGCAAGAAGAAAGCCUCUAUCAAACCUGCAGGAUCACAUGAAGUCAUCAGUCCUGGAUGCCCCGCUGGUUGGAUCAGGUACAGCUCUCACUGUUACAGCAUUGCUGUAGAAGCCAAGAAGUUCAACGACGCAAAAACAACAUGUCAGCAGAGUGCAGCUAGCCUAGUGCAGGUUUCUGGCAGGUACGAAAAUGCUUUCCUGGUCAGCCUGAUCGGUCUGAGGCCUGAGAAAUAUUUCUGGAUUGGUCUGUCCAACACAGAGCGAGCUGACCGUUUCCAGUGGACCAACAAGGAGACUGUGGCAUUUACACAUUUUAAUGUGGGACUGCCAGAUCGCCGCCAGGGUUGUGUUGCAAUGCAAACUGGGACUUCAGCCGGAUUGUGGGACAUACAGUCGUGUGACACAAAACAAAAGUACAUCUGCAAAAAAAUGGCAGAAGGUGUUACUACAACCAAAGAGCCCCCUACAACCCAACCUCUCAGCUGCCCCUCUAAAUGGAUCAAAAAAGAUUCUACCAGUUGCAUUAGGGUGUAUAAAUCUAAAAACGAAGAUAAGAAGACGUGGUUUGAGGCUCGUGAUUACUGCAGAGCCGUGGGAGGUGACCUGGCUAGCUUCCACUCAGAAGAUGAAACCAAUGCCCUACCGUAUGGUGGGAGUUCUGAUCCUGCAUGGAUCGGCUUUAGCUCUCUGGAUACUAAUGUUGGCUUUGUGUGGUCAGAUGAAACCCCAUCUAACUAUGAUAACUGGAGCUAUGGGGAGCCCAAUAACUACAAUGAUAUUGAGCACUGCACGGAAGCUAGUUUCUACUAUGGUCAUAGGUGGAACGACAGGGCUUGUGAAUCGUACAAUGAUUGGAUCUGCCAGAUACGACUGGGUACAACUCCAAAAGCACCACCUACGCAAUCCCCUCAAGCGAAGUUUAACAUUACUGAUGAUGGCUGGAUCCAGUUCAAUGGCAGUCAGUACUAUAUAAAUACUGAUCGGCUGUCUAUGGACGAUGCUCGUGCAUUUUGCAAGAAGAACCAUUCGGACCUCGUUGUUAUUACUGGCCAGACUGAGAGAAGGUUUAUAUGGAAACAGAUUUCAAGAGGCACUGAGGAUCAGUACUAUAUUGGAAUGACAGUGGGGCUGGAUAAAUCCUUCAGUUGGGUGGAUGGAUCACCAGUUGUUUAUACAUCAUGGGAUCAGAACGAGCCAAACUUUGCCAACAAUGACGAGAACUGUGUUACCAUUUAUAAAAGCAUGGGAUUCUGGAACGACAUUAACUGUGGAGUAUCAUUACCGUCUAUCUGUAAAAGAAGCGCUAACUUUGCCACCAGCACAGCAGCACCCACCACUAUACCAAAAGGAGGCUGUGCCCCUGAAUGGACCUCUUUCCAUGGAAAAUGUUAUAAAUUUGUAGGGAAGGACAGUGAAAAAUCAUGGCAUGAUGCUCGGCAAUACUGCAUCAGUCAAGGAGGCAAUCUUGUGUCGAUUCGGAGUCAUGCAGAACAAGCAUUCCUCACCACUAUGAUGCUUAGUGCGUCUGAUGAUAUGUGGAUCGGCUUGAAUGAUGUUAACUGGGAGAUGCGCUUCCUUUGGACUGAUGGGAAAGGUGUUACUUUCACCAACUGGGCCAAGGGUCAUCCAGUGUCGAUUCCUGAUGGACGCAGAUCAUAUGGAGCUGAUGCUGAUGAUUUCUUUCGGCCCAUGUGGGAACAUAGCAGGGCUAAAAGGAGUAUGUGGAUUGAAGAAAUAAAGUUUGACUGUGUCAUUAUGGUGAAGGAUCCAAGCAGGAUGACAGGCAUGUGGAAGGUUGAAGACUGCAGUGAGAAGCGAGGUUUCAUCUGUAAGAGGAAUAUCGACUCUCAGAUACAAGUGCAACCAACAACAGUGUCAUCAAAGGCCUAUUUUGCAAUGGGAAAUAACUCGUAUAAGCUGCAGACAGAGAAGAUGAGCUGGGACGAGGCCAGGAGACAGUGUAAGGCGGACGAUGCUGACUUGGCCAGUGUGCUGGACACAGUCACAGAGGCUUUGGCCAUGCUCAGGUUCAACAGAUUCAAAGAGCCAGUGUGGAUCGGCCUCAACAGCAACCUGACGAGUGGACGGUACCGCUGGGUGGAUAACUGGCUGCUGCGCUACACCAAAUGGGCACCUGGAGAACCGAAGAGGAAUCUGGCCUGUGUGUACAUUGACACAGAUGGAACUUGGAAAACAGCAGAUUGUAGCAACACCUACUUCUCUCUCUGCAAGCGCUCCUCAGAAAUUGCCCCCACUGAGCCCCCUCAGCUCCCCGGAAACUGCCCUGAACCAAAGAGACACAAAACCUGGAUCCCAUUUCGAGGACACUGUUAUGCUUUCUUGGCUGCCAGGAGUGAGAACUGGGCCCAUGCUACAGUGGAGUGUAUGAGGAUGGGUGCAUCAAUGGUGAGUGUGGAAGAUGGACUGGAAGCCGCAUUUAUCCAGAGGAAUCUUGAGAUCCUUCAGGAUGAUUCCAAAUCAUUCUGGAUUGGCAUGCACCGUAACCACGAAGGCGAGUGGAUGUGGAUUGAUAACAUGGUGGUGGACUACACUAACUGGGCACCUCGAAUGCCCACUGCUUACGGUGACUGUGUAGAGGUCAGAUCAGACAGUGGCUUAUGGUACACAACACGCUGUAGCGGCUACAGAGCCUACAUAUGCAAAACUGAAAAAGUUAUACCACCAACUGAGAAGCAACCAGGUGUUGCGCCCAUUGUGGGAGAAGCCCCUCAUGGCUACGCCGGCAUUGCUGUGGCAGUAGUCUUGGUGAUAAUUGCUGUGGCCGGAUUGGCUGCCUUCCUGUUCUUUAAAAGGCCAACGCUGCCCGUGGUUGGAGAGUGUACAUUUGACAACACUCUUUACUUUAACAACCCGGCACGAGCGAGCAACACUGUUGACACCAAGGGACUGGUUGCCAACAUCGAACAAAAUGAGCGUGCAUAACACCCCUCUACCCACAAACACACACAGCAUUAAACUGAAUUAAAACACACAGGACUACACUGUGUUGCAGGGUAAACAAGACAGACACACACACUGUAUUUCAUAUUAGCUGCUUUGAUUAGAAACAAUUGGUCUGUUACUGGAGAUCUGUUUAUUCUGAAGAAAGGGAAAUCCAUAUAAAGCAAAUGCUCAGAAAUUGUAUAGCAGUGUAUUCAUAUCAUGUAGCAUCAAAAAGCUGUUUGUUGUUUCUGUUAUUGUCUGUUUCAUAUGAUUUAUUGUAAAUAAAUGUCUACAAAAAUACAAAUAGAA
Astyanax mexicanus (Mexican tetra) is the source of this 4825-nucleotide messenger RNA. RefSeq names its product mannose receptor, C type 1a (gene mrc1a). Gene Ontology annotation, molecular function: signaling receptor activity. The record is from RefSeq and is a predicted model, not a curated record. Lineage: Eukaryota; Metazoa; Chordata; Actinopteri; Characiformes; Acestrorhamphidae. The transcript has 32 exons. Bases 122 to 4516 code for a protein of 1464 amino acids.